Messenger RNA from Nezara viridula (southern green stink bug), 390 nucleotides. The record is from the annotation of a GenBank genome assembly. Lineage: Eukaryota; Metazoa; Arthropoda; Insecta; Hemiptera; Pentatomidae.
AUGUUUAACUUUCUGAACAGCUAUGCUUUGAGGCUGUUGUGCCCCGUUCGCAAGAGAAAAAUUCGUAGGUACAGUCAGCAGCAUCUCUGGGUACGUGAACAUGAUGCUAACAACACUGAAGUACCAGAAAAUGUUGUUCAGAGCUCAAAUGCAACAAAUACGCCAACAACAAUAAAUAGUAUCCCUAACGUUCCGGUCAGUAAUAGGUUUGAACCUCUUUCUACCGAAAUGGAAGACGAACCUGACGAAACAACAGUUGCUCAUCAACCACCUCCAAUUAAAAUAAAAGAACACCUGCCUCCAGAGGCGGAACACGACCGACUUACUCUAACACGUCCCUAUCUCGCAAAAACUACACAACAUGACUUACGCACAGGCAACGUGUACUAA